Molecule: messenger RNA, 2238 nt
Organism: Theobroma cacao (cacao)
Lineage: Eukaryota; Viridiplantae; Streptophyta; Magnoliopsida; Malvales; Malvaceae
Product: organic solute transporter ostalpha protein (DUF300)
Source: RefSeq, a predicted model, not a curated record
AGGGGAAAGCGAUGAUGCUGCUGUAGGAAAAAGCAAUUAUGCUGUUGGUUUUUUUAUUAUUAAAAAAAAACAAAAACAGACUAUUUUUACGGAGGAAGAGAGCCGCCAUUAUUGGCUUCCAGUGGAGCAUUCUUCUUUGUAAAAUUUGUUAAAGGCCUUUUGUACUUUCUGAGCACACACGACAAGUCGCCAACCGCUGCCAGAUCUGCCUUUUCUUUUCCUUCCUGGGUACCUUGUGGACAUUAUCCACCUGCAUUUGAUCGUUCUCCAUUUUCCGUUCAUUUUAAAGGCCUCAGACUUUGGUUUUACUCCUUCUCAAGCCUCCAAUCACUACUGAUUACCCUACGAUACUGAUUCUUUCUUUUCAAAUUUUCCCUAAUUCGGCAAUUUAGUUGUCGAAGAUCGAAUUAAUCCUACUUUCUGUUUUUGACCGUGACGGUCGGUGGAGGGUUGGUUUAGGGUUUCCCUCCUAUUGGUUUUGGGCAAUCUUCCCGUGUACAGCUAGCGAACCACAAAAGGAAAAACAAAAAGAACAAAAGAAUAAAAAAUUCGCGUGACAAAUGGGUGAUUCCCUUCCUAUUUACCUCAACAUUGUGGCCUUUUUGUGUACUGCUGGAGCCAUUGCUUUGGCAAUUCUUCACAUCUACAGGCACCUUUUGAAUUACACCGAACCUAUUUUUCAGAGAUACAUCGUGCGCAUCAUCUUUAUGGUUCCGGUUUAUGCGUUGAUGUCUUUCUUGUCCCUUGUUCUACCACAGAGUUCAAUCUAUUUCAAUUCUAUCCGGGAAGUUUAUGAAGCUUGGGUCAUCUAUAAUUUUUUGUCUCUGUGCCUAGCAUGGGUUGGUGGUCCUGGAGCAGUUGUGCUCAGUUUGAGUGGUCGAGUUUUAAAGCCAUCUUGGUAUCUGAUGACAUGCUGCUUCCCUCCCAUGCCACUAGAUGGGCGUUUUAUACGGAGAUGCAAGCAAGGGUGUCUUCAAUUUGUCAUUCUGAAGCCCAUUUUAGUUGCUGUUACACUCAUAUUAUAUGCGAGAGGAAAAUAUAAAGAUGGAAAUUUUAGUCCCAGACAAGCAUAUCUAUAUCUUACUAUCAUCUACACAAUAUCAUACACAAUGGCUCUAUAUGCUUUGGUGUUGUUUUACAUGGCAUGCAAGGAUCUUCUUCAGCCAUUCAAUCCAGUUCCGAAGUUCAUCAUAAUAAAAUCUGUGGUUUUCUUAACCUAUUGGCAGGGUGUUCUGGUUUUUCUCGCUGCUAAGUCUGGAUUCAUAAAGGAUGCAGAAGCAGCUGCUCAAUUUCAAAACUUUAUUAUAUGUGUUGAGAUGCUUAUAGCUGCUGUGGGUCAUCUUUAUGCAUUUCCAUAUAAAGAGUAUGCUGGUGCAAAUAUUGGUGGGUCUCGUGGUUUGACAGGAAGCCUUGCACAUGCCUUGAAGUUAAAUGACUUCUAUCAUGAUACUGUUCACCAGUUUGCACCAACAUAUCAUGAUUAUGUAUUGUACAAUCAUAAUGAUGGUGAUGAGGGAACAAGAAAGUACCGGUCGAGGACCUUUGUGCCAACUGGGCCAGAGAUGGAUGCUGUGAGAAGAAACAAACUCAUGUUUGGAAACAAACUGGAUGACAUUCAGCUAUCCAGUCUCUCAUCGUCUGGUACAAGCACUCCCCAAAACCCUGGCUCUGUACCAGAUUCUGCACGUGGUGAUGCAAUAAAAUCAUCACUGCUUGUGGACCCCUCAAAUUCUUAUACAGUGCCAUAUGAUAUGUCACUUAUAGACAUGGAUUUAUCAAAUUACCCUCAAAAAGUUCCUGCAGCAAAAGAAACUGAGACUAGGUGACUAGCGUGUAGUAGUAUCCUUAAGACAGGUGAGAAGAAGCUAGCAUCCUUGGGGACAACGGGGGAGAGCAGAUGGAAGGUGAGGAGGGGGNAGGGGAGGGAAAGGUAGAGUGUCUGACAAUGACAUUAUUUCUGACUUUGGGAGAGCCUUCUAUUCAAAUUGUGUGCUGCAAUUAGUGUCUAAUUACUGAAGUGUUUGCUGGAGUCCUCAGUUCCCAGUAUUUUCUUUUUUGCCUGUAUUGGUUUCAAUCAUUGUAAAUUGUAGUCACUGCUCUUAGGUUUCACACUGGAACUGUGUGGCCCGUCUGUCAAUGGUUGUCUGAGUUUGUUGCUGUCUGCUCUGUAGAUACAAAGCACUUAGCUCAUAGUUGAAGGAUCUUAAUUUGAGUCAUGAAAUUUGGUUUCAUCUUUUA